Messenger RNA from Ectocarpus sp. CCAP 1310/34, 1809 nucleotides. The record is from the annotation of a GenBank genome assembly. Lineage: Eukaryota; Phaeophyceae; Ectocarpales; Ectocarpaceae.
AUGGCGGACCGCGUAGCCGGGGAAAAUAUCCCUGGCGGAACGUCGGAGGGAGACCAGAGCUCGGCAGAGCUCACGAGCCUCAAAGCGGAUGUAGGCUCGCUCGCAGAGCAGAUCAGCAAGUUGACGCUACUGGUAGGCGAGCUAACACGGAAGGAGGAGGAGUCCAGCGACGCCAGAGGGAGCGACGCUGGCCGCGGUGACGCUAGAGAGAGCGCCGCCGCGGCAUCUGCAGAAGUCCAAGAAGGGGCAUCACAGACUGGGAGCGCGCAGGACGACACGUACCUGCGCGAACGUUUCGGAGACUCUGGUCCGGAAGGACGACACAGCGGCGAAGCAGGGGGCUAUGUCGCCCAAGAGGAUUUCUGCCUGGUAGCAAACGGAGCAAACCUGUUGGACCACCGUCAUGAGGGGACAGUGGAGAUCCCCGUGAAUACCGAACGAAGCAAGUCGUCAUUGUGCCAACAAUACCCAGCCGAGCAAGUUGAGCUCGCGUUUCACGCGUGGAACUUUCUAAACCACGCUCUCAUCAAAGAUGACGAUCAAAAGACGAUGAAAAGGGCAGAGACGCCCCAAGGGGCCAUCCGGGAGUUAAAUGGAAUGUACGACCCGGAUAUCAGCAAUGCAACCGGUAUAAACGAAGGAUUUGUUCUCCACCGCUUUGUGUCCGCCCUUUCGGAUGAGUACGCUAUGACGAAGCAUGCCCUGCGACGCACGAACAAGCUGACCAAGGAGCAAGUGAUGAAGGAGAUCGCAAUCGAGUACAAAGCGAUCCUGGAGAAACAAAAGAAACGCAACGGCGCACGAGGCGACGAAAGGGCAUACAUCGCCGACGGUGGCGGCCGGAAGGGGCAGUCGUCUAGCCGUGGCCGUGGUCGUGGCGGCCGAGGUCGUGGAGGCGGCCGCAACGGUGGCCGCGGCGGUCGCAGCGGUGGCCGCGGCGGCGGCAACGGCGGGGGCGGCGGCGGCGUCGAGGAGAGCAAGGGAGAUGGAAAUGGAGGAGCAGGCGGCGGGGGCAGCGGCGGGGGCACGAGGUUCCCUGGCCGGUGCCACCGGUGCGGUCACGUCGGGCACCAGAUUGCUGACUGCACCACCGAAGAGAAGGACUUCAUUCCGCGUUGCGGGAAACGCGCAGGGUGGGGUCACAACGAGGACAAAUGCACUAGGGAGGAGGCUGUCCUGGCUCAAGUCAUGAGCUACGUGAGCGACGACGACUCCGCCACUGACCAGGCAUUCUGUGUUGUGGCACAACCCCCAGGCAAGUGUGGUAUCGUUGAUCUUGGUCUAGUGGGGGUUGAGGAACUUGGCCAGGAUGUCAUGCAGUACGUGGCUGACACGGCAGCCACGUGCUCCAUGUUCCGCUGUGCGAAUGCCUUCGUGAACUACCGUGAGUGUAACGGUUGGGUGCGGGGAAUUGGUGGCGACAAAGCCCCUGUCCCCCUCCUAGGAUACGGAGACGUGGUCGUAGUCCUCAAGUCGGAAGGUGGUUGGGUGCCUUUACCCAUUCCGAAUGCAGUUCAUGUACCCGAAGCCCCCUACAACCUCCUUUCUCUUACCACGUUGGCCGAGGAAGGCCACAAGUACUCGGGGCAAAAAGGGGGGCUCACGUUGACCACGAAGGCCGGGGGGGAAGUGUUUUUCCCCCGGACGGGCAAGCUGCUCACUCAGGAAGGCUAUCAAACACAGCCUACGGUAGACAUUGCCUGUGCCGCAGUCGUUGUUCCUGGCGAUGCGAGAGCAGCCACCCCCACUGACAUCAACGACUACCACAACUCCCANUCCUGGCGAUGCGAAAGCAGCCACCCCCACUGA